Messenger RNA from Meloidogyne enterolobii, 1078 nucleotides. Lineage: Eukaryota; Metazoa; Nematoda; Chromadorea; Rhabditida; Meloidogynidae. The record is from the annotation of a GenBank genome assembly.
UUCUUAUCUAUACUACGGCAAUAUGCAAAUUACUCAGCUCGCUGAAGCAUCCAAAAGGGCAUUUGGUAAUGGACCAUUGAUCACUGCUAAAUGUGAGGUGAAAGCUCCAGUUCCUGCAAAGGAAGGCGGCGGUGGAAAUAAAGGACAAGUUGAAAUUGGAAGUCCAUUAUUUUAUGCUUAUUGUGGCAUUGGUGGAAUUCUUUCUUGUGGAAUUACGCAUACAGCCAUUGUUCCUCUUGAUCUUGUCAAAUGUCGCAUUCAAGUUGACCCAGCCAAAUAUAAAGGAAUUCUUAGCGGCUUUAAAGUUACCUUGGCAGAAGAUGGAGCUAGAGGAUUGGCUAAGGGUUGGGCACCAACAGCUAUUGGAUAUUCGCUUCAAGGAUUGGGAAAAUUUGGAUUUUAUGAACUUUUCAAGAAUGUUUAUGCGAAUCUUGUUGGAGAGGAAAAUGCCUUCUUGUAUCGUACGAGUCUUUAUUUGGCUGCCAGUGCAUCUGCUGAAGUUUUUGCUGAUAUGAUGCUUGCCCCAAUGGAAGCAGUUAAAGUACGUAUUCAAACAUCUCCAACUGCACCUCCCAAUCUUCGUGGCUGUGCUCCGUUUAUUUACAAGACUGAAGGUUUGAUGGGUUUCUACAAAGGAUUGCCACCUCUUUGGAUGCGUCAAAUUCCAUAUACAAUGAUGAAGUUUGCCUGUUUUGAGCGUACUGUUGAAUUGCUUUACCAUCAUGUUGUUCCAAAACCUAGGGAUCAAUGUACUAAAGCGGAGCAGCUUUUGGUUACUUUUGUUGCUGGUUAUAUUGCAGGUGUUUUCUGUGCUGUAGUCUCCCAUCCAGCUGACACUAUUGUUUCUAAAUUGAAUAAGGAUGCUGGAGCUUCUGCUAUUGGAAUUUUGAAGCAAUUGGGACCUUUGGGUGUUUGGGGAGGGCUUGUUCCGCGUAUUAUUAUGAUUGGAACUUUGACUGCAUUGCAAUGGUUCAUCUAUGACUCUGUAAAGGUGGCCUUGGACAUUCCCAGGCCCCCUCCACCCUCAAUGCCUGAAUCAUUGAAGAAGAAAUUGGAAGCGCAAGGGAUUAAAAAUUAG